CCGCCGGGAUGGGAGAGUGGCAGGGGGUGAGUCCGCGGCCGGAGGAGCCUGGUUGCGGGUCGGUCGUAGGGGCUGCUGCGGGAGGGGCUGAGCCCGCCAUGGAGCCGGUGACCAGGUGGAGCCCGAAGCAAGUGGUGGACUGGACUAAGGGCCUGGAUGAUUGCCUGCAGCAAUAUGUCCAUAAAUUUGAACGAGAAAAGAUUAAUGGUGAACAACUCCUACAGAUUUCUCACCAGGACCUUGAAGACUUGGGUAUCUCACGGAUUGGACAUCAGGAACUGGUUCUAGAGGCUGUGGAUCUCCUGUGUGCACUGAACUAUGGCCUUGAAACAGACAAUAUGAAGAAUCUGGUUCUCAAGCUGCGAGCGUCAUCCAACAACCUGCAAAAUUACAUAAGCAGCCGUAGGAAAAGUUCAAAUUAUGACGGAAAUACCUCUCGCAAGCCCCCCAAUGAAUUCCUUACUUCUGUGGUAGAGCUUAUUGGUUCUGCUAAAGCCUUGCUUGCAUGGUUGGACAGAACCCCAUUUACAGGUAUCGCUGACUUUUCAUCAAUGAAGAACAGAAUCAUUCAGCUCUGCUUGGAUCUCACUACUACUGUUCAGAAGGAUUGCACUGUGGCUGACAUGGAAGAUAAAGUCCAGACUGUGGCCAAGACUUUAAAUGGCAUUUGUGAUAAAGCCAUUCGAUCAACUACAGAUCCACUGAUGAACCAGUGUGCCUGUUUGGAGGAGGUUCACUUAACCAACAUUAAACCUGGGGAAGGCCUGGGAAUGUACAUAAAGUCAACUUAUGAUGGAUUGCAUGUAAUUACUGGAACUACAGAAAACUCCCCUGCUGAUCGCUCUCAGAAGAUUCAUGCUGGUGAUGAAGUGAUCCAGGUUAAUCGGCAAACUGUGGUUGGAUGGCAACUAAAAAAUCUGGUGGCAAAGUUGAGAGAGAAUCCUGCUGGAGUUAGGCUGCUGCUUAAAAAACGUCCUACUGGCUCUUUCCAUUUUACUCCUGCUCCAUUAAAGAACCUGCGCUGGAAACCACCCUUGGUGCAGACCAGUCCUCCACCAACUUCAACUCAGACACCAGAAAGCACCGUGGAUACCUCACUGAAGAAAGAGAAGCCAGCCAUUUUGGAUCUGUACAUACCCCCUCCACCAGCUGUUCCGUAUUCUCCUCGAGAUGAAAAGGGGAGUUUUGUGUAUGGAGGAGGCAACAAACACAGUCAACCAUUACCUGGGUCCAAGGGGGCCGAGUCUCCCAAUUCUUUCCUGGAUCAGGAGAGUCGAAGACGAAGGUUUACUAUUGCUGAUUCAGAUCAGUUACCCGGGUAUCCUCUGGAAGUAAAUAUCCUACCAGCCAAGAUGAGGGAAAAAACACAGUCCUAUGGAAAACCUCGUCCAUUGUCAAUGCCUGCUGAUGGAAGUUGGAUAGGAGCUGCGGAACGCUUCUCUAGGCCACGAGGAUUAGGGAGAAAAGGUGAAGAUGUCCUCUGCAGGUACUUCAGUAAUGAAAGGAUACCCCCAAUCAUUGAAGAAAGCCCUUCCACGCAGCACCCCCUCUCCAGGCCAGUGUCUGACAAGCAGCUAGUGAAGGGAACAGAUUAUAUUCGAGGCAGCAGGUGUUUUAUGAAUACAGACCUCCACAACAGUGCAACAAUUCCUUUUCAAGAGGAAGGUGCUAAAAAGUCAUCGGUUACAUCAUCCACAAAACACUCCUCUGCAGAACCCUCGCUGCUGGUCAGUUGGAUCACAAGACUGAAAUUGUUGACUCACUGACUAUUGUCCACAGUGCUCUUACCAAGUGCCUUUGCUCAUCGAUCAGACUUCUCUACUUUUCAGCUUAACUGACGCAUAAUGCGGUAUUCUUUUCCUGGAGAACCUUAUAUUUUUGCCUUUUUGUGAUUUUUGACAGAUCAGAGGGUGUCAUAGUGCAAGGAGGGAAAAAAGAUAAAGAUCAAGUUCCUCUUCCUGGCCAAAAGCUGAAGUCAUUUAUUCCCAUGGAAAUAAGUAGAAUUCAGUGAGAUAGAGGCCACACAUGACCUGGAAUGUGCAUAGUGACUCAGAGGAAAGAAUUGUGUUACCGUGAAGUCCAGUGGCACUUCAGUUGUCUGAAUGCUCAGAGACUGGUGUGACUGGCUGGUUGUCAGAGUAUGCAGAGCUCAGCACAAGUUGCGUUACUCUCCUGACCAGGAAAGAUAAGCAAAGAAACAAUGGUUUUAUACAACUUAGUGAUGCUGUUGCAAAUACUGCGUGAGAUCAACCUUGUGAGGAAGAAGUAAUAGUGUUGCUAUUCUUUCUCUGAUACCAGAGAUUCUAUGAAGGCUUAGGAAGAGAGUUCUCUCAUUCAGAGAUUUUAGGAAAUUGAACUAAUUUAAUUAUAAAUCAAUCCAACCUGAUAUAUAAACUAUUUUAUUGAAAUCACAGUAGAAAUAAAGAGCACUGAACAACUGAAGUGCUUGUCUGUAAAGGUAUAUGGAUUGCUACAACAUGCCAAGGAAAUGCAUCUGUAGAGGUGGUAAAAGAAUAUACAUUUUUUCCUUAAUUGUUUAAGAAUGAUUUGCUGUUAACCAAAGUAACCUUUUAAAGACAGUCCUGUUGGACUUAUGAGAACUUUUACAAUGGUUCAGUUUUUGAAUGAUGUGUUGUUUUUAUGAAAAAUAUGUGCUAUCAUACACUACAAUUGUAAGACAUUUGCUAUUUUCUAUAUAGCUCAAAUCUUUACCCCUCCAGAAUUUUGAAAUAGCAUUGGGUAUUUUGGGAGGAAAAUAAAACUUGUUUAACUAAAGAGGAGGAUAUUAAAGAGGUAUUGUUCAAAACAGAAUGUACAUAGGACUGCUAAUAUGCAAACUUAAAAAAAGUUUAAAGUAAUUUAAGUGUUAAAUAUAGUUGUAUAUAUUUUUUACACUUAAACAGAUACUGUUUGUACCUUCCUGUAUUGCAGUACUGGGCACAGCUUAGUCAAAUGAAAGGUUUUUGCGUUCCUUGCUAAUUAUAAGACUAACUAUUUUUGUAGAUGAUACAUUGCCAAGAGCCUUUACUCCUUUGGUCUUGCUGAAAAGAAGGAUUUGUAUUUAAUAAUUGGUGGGUAAAGACGGGAGUUAAAUACUAGUUUUCACUUUGGACUGGGGCAGGAAUCACAUGUGAUAACAUGAGUGUUAAAAACACUAUAAUUCUGGCUGUGAACAUGUGACCAUUCUGUUGCAAUAAGCUUAUGAGGUUGUGCUACAGCCCCGCAGAGAGAGACAGGGUGUUUCAGUUCUCAAUUAAAUAUGUUUGAUUGUGAGUGGUGAUUUAGGUGGGGGCUGGUUUGGACCUUUCUGAUCAAAGCAGAUUAUAACUUGUCCAUUUUGUGGACUCUUCUCCACUGCCUGAGAUGGCAGUCUGUACUAGAGAUGUGACCAAACACUGCUGCAAUGCAGUUGAACCCUAGAACGGUUUGGUUCUGCCUCCAAGAAGAGGGCUGAAACUGCCAUGUUGUGGGCACUGUGAUGUAGUAUAGUCCAACCUCAAAUUGACUGAACUGUUUUAAAGUAAAUCAGAGUUACUGAACUAGAUCAAAGAUGUUGUCUAAACAAGACUUUUAAAAUGGAAAUUUUGCUCAUCUCCAAUGUCCUGUUUUCCACAGUUUAAGAGUGCUCUAUAGUUUAGGGGUAAAAAAAAGUCCCACAGAUCUAGGAAUAAAUCACAGUCAAUAUCUUUCUGGCAUAACCUGAGAAAAAUGUAGGUAACAAGUUAGAAACUGCUAUUAUGCAGAAACCUGGCUUAUUUCUUGGUAUCAAAGGUACAUGUAUCUGUUCUAUCAAAAACUAUGCCGAGGCUGACUUCCCUAAUUAGUGCAACAUACAUAUCCAGAUAUCCUGCCAUGGUACAGCACUCCACAGUACUCUGAAUACUCUGUCACAGCGGCAAAACAACACAGUUAAAUGGAAAAGAUCAUAAACCCCAUGAAAAUGGAAAAGAAUAUUUAGUAUUCCUGCAUAUAUGUAUAGUGAGGAAGGUGUAUUUCACAAAUAGAGAGCAGGCUUCUGUUUUAGUCUGUAGAAUAUUUGCAAGGCAGUACCUUGAGUGUUCCCUUACAUAACUGUUGCAAGAAAAUACUAUUUUAGAUAGUAAUGUGCAAGAGGAAAUAAGACAUAAAUAUGAAUAUUAAUGGCUUGUAGAGACAGAGUUCAGGGCAAUUCUUCAAGCAAUAUGUUUCCUCUAUUAUUAUGGAUAAUUAAAUUAAUCAGUGUUUGAAUUCUGGAUGGCCAAAAGAGGUGGACAGACUACUGUAUUAUACUAAUUUUAUGCUAAUCAACUAACUGAUAACCUUUUCUUCCUCAUAAGCAGGGCUUGUUUUAAAAACGGCGUAUUCCAUAAGCUGGGUGCUCAUCGAACAGAAAGAGAGGAAAAAAUAAAAAUCUAAAACUUAGCCAAAUGAGGAAACAGAUGAUGAAGACUAAUUUUAUAGUUGGAGAGAAUAAAGAAUUUUCUUCUUGCGUAUUUUGUCCAAAUCUUAUGUUCUGUUUUAUUACCUUGCCAGCAGACAGCCUUCACAAACUGCUCUAUACCUGCAGCCACAUCCUGAAUAGACCAAGUUAAACCCCUCAUCAGGCUUUAACUUAGACCUUGAGCUCAAACCUUUUUUUACUUCCCUGGGAGGUUUUGCUUCCCUAGGAGUUUUUCUGCAUUCAUCAGUCAAUUUUGGGAAUAUCUUACACAUGAUGGACAGCAAGGCUCUUGUGUGCAUGCAUAUUCAGAAAUGCCUUUGCCAACAGGAUUGGUAUCUUGAAGGAAGGUGUUUGUUGUUUGUGUUGCGUGUGUUUUCUGCGCUGAAAUAAGUACUACUUCUCCCAGCUUCCACUCUACAUCCUAGUGCACCACCUCAGAGUGUGAGUUAGAAAUACUCAUGUACAAUUGGAAAGAAAUGUUAGGUCCUUUGGAGUACUCUGACUUUGUCCUGCUGUACAGCUGUAGCUUCUUUUUUCUCUGUAGCCUGAGUUUUUCUUUGCACAUGCUGCGGUGAUGGAGCAUGUGCUCUUUGAGGCAAUCACAUAUUGUCACCUUGCAGAAUGUAAGGUUUUUAUAAUGGACAAGAGCUCUCAAGAAAGCCAUUGACUUACACUAAAAUAUAGAAGGAGCACUCCAAAAGGACUCAGCUUGUAGAAUGAAGAAAGAGGGACCAGGCUAAGCUACAUGUAUUAGUCUGUGUUGUGUUGAACGCUGUUUCAGCUGCAUGGCAGUAACUCUCAAAGAAAGCAACUCACACAAGUACAGUAUGCAUGUACUUCUACUGCUACAUUUGUAUGAUGCUAGAAUAUGAAACAGUCAUUCAAAGUAGUUAUGUAUAGUUCCACACAUGGUACUUGAGCUGUAAUAUGUAUAACAAAAGCAGUCAAGAGCUGCUGUCAAUAUGUAAUUUCACCAAAUUCUACUGCCCACGCUGCUGCUGCUGCUGCAUCAGUUUAAAAUAGUAUACCCUCUUUAUCCUGUUGCCUGCACGAUGCAGACCCAGCUCUCUGGCAAGUCCCUAAACAUCAGUUUUGUCUUCUUUUGUGAUAGUGACUGCUGGUGAGAUUGUGUCAUUCCCACGGGGCCUCAUGCAGUGAUCCAAAAGCUUAGUUUGGAUUUUUCUGGACUUAGUCCAAAAGUGGAAGGUCAAAUUUAAAAACAAUAUUACUGAACCAGUAUUACUUCGAGUUGGGAUUUCUUUUUUAUACAUACUAAAUACGAAACAGGGAGGAGCUGUCUGUUGCCAGAAGGAGGAAAAAUAAGGAUUACAUAUUCAGUGGAGAAAAAAACUCCAGAUCUUUGGGUGUCCUCCAGUUCUUGCCAGUGUGAGAAAUGUGUUUGUUUUAGUGUGACAUAGAAUAGAUGUAAACAUUUCUUUUUAAACCUCCCUGUGUGGCCAACAACCUCAGUUGUUCAGGAUAAUGUAAGCCACUGACUUUCUCCCUUAAGUGGUUAUAGAGUUGGCCCAAUAUGUUUUUUUGGGAGAGGACAAAGAUACCUUUUCUUAGGCAAAUACAUGAUUGAUUAACUGGAUGUGGAGACAGAGGAAUUCAGCAUAAAACUAGUGCUGGAGAGUGCUGAUUUAUUGGGAGAAUCCUUGGGAUCAGUUUAAGACUGUGGUUCCUGUUUGUUCCCUGGGCUCUGGUGAGGAUGCACGGUUCACUAUGCAUCUAUGCAGGGUUACAGUUUGGCAGCUAGGCAGCAGCCAAGGAAUCAGAAGACAGCCCAGUCCAAUUUACUAUGCCAUCUUCAGCAAGGUGGGUUAGUUGUUUGGGCUUCUUUGGUUUUGAUUUUUUGGUUGGUUGCUUGUUUCCCUUCCCCUGUCUCCAUAAGUGUAGCCCUCCUUCAGUAAAAAUGGGCCAAAGUAGGAACUUUUGAAAUGUACCUGUGGAGCAAACACAACAAGAUCCUGAUGAAGCAGUGGGCUGUGCUUACUGAUGAGGCCAAGCUGCCAUGUGUUUAGAUGUGCUCUGGGAAUGCCUUUGCAGGUUAUGAGCCUCAGACCUUGUGACUUUUGCUCAGAGACUUUUUUGUUCAGGCAAUAUUUACUGAGAGGCAUAGAAAAUGCCACAGUCUAAACUGAUAUAUGUAUUUAAUGUUCUUUCCCCAAGUAAUCACGUAUCUCAAUGUUACCUAAUAAUGGGUUUUCCUCUUCUAUCCCCCAUUAGCUGUUUUCAGUACAAAUGUUUCUCAGGAAAUCCUCCCAUAUUUCCAGGGUAAAUGUUAGUAAUUCCAAGUAGUCACAAAUAGACCAUAAUAUUUUAAACUGUAAAAAAACCAAACAAACCAAAACAAACAAAACCAAAACACAAGAAGAAACAUUUUUUCUACUUUGUGAAUAACAACUUUAUUAAUAAUAAUGAAACUAAGGAUUUUUACUCAGGUGAAAGAUCAGCCAAACUUUAGUGGCUGCAUCUUGGGUGAUUUGUUUGAUUUUAUUACAUGAUAGUAGGAAGUGAGGUCUGUUGUUCAGGUAUUGUAGAUUCUUGCAGAGCAACUGUGGUGUUUAAAUGUGUCUCCACAGAACCUGACUAAAGGCUUUCUUAGGUGUAAUGCAGCUUCUCAUAAGACUGUCUUCCCCAACCCCACUGAAUGUCCCAUUGAAUAUGCAGAAGUCUUAAUAUCAUGACAUAGUUCUUGACCAUUUGUUUCUGGUGGGAAGUUGAUGUAAGUUGCUAUAAGUGAGUAGGAUGAGAAGAAAAUACAUGAUGUCCAAAAUUAAUUAUUUCCCUUUCUGUAUGUCCUUCUUCCUCUUUGACAUUCUCUUGCUUACACUAAGGCCAAGAGACUUUCCAGGAAUUUAUUGCACAAACAAACAGCUAUAAAUCCUUUUAAUAUUUAUAGCAUAAUCUAGUUUGUUUUGAUGUCUGAGAUAGUUUUGGCCAGAGCUUUCCAGUAAAAAUAGCACUGCGCACAAGACAGUAUUUCCAAGCUCUUGAUUCUUUUAGGAAUUCCUCUCUGCUUAGUAAACUGUUGGCUUAUGCUCUGCUUUGAAGCUGCUUAGACCACCCCAAGCAGUCCUUGGCCUUUUAGGUCCAAACACAUUGGCUUCUUAUCGCUGGACAGGAAGAAAGGUCUGUGUUUUUUCCUUGCUUGGAGUUUUUUAACUCUGGAUUUGCAGGUCACAUUGGAGAGAUGGAUGCAGACCUACCACAGAGGUCUCCUGUCUUUCCCUGCCUGCCCUCUCCUGCUGUCUGUGCAGUGGCUAGGCAGGAUGGAGGGACAAGAAGGCAAGGAGGAAUCCAGAAACUAAAGCAGCAGCCCCUCUCUUCCCUUCCUCCUGCUUAGGAGAUGAGCGGCAGGCCUCUGAUUCACCUCUCAAAACACGUUUAGAAAGGUUUUGAUUUUGGUUACAGAGGAGAUGAGUAAUUGUUCAGGUAUGUUUUUAGAAGUAAUAAAGAUGGGAAGUAUGAAUGCUUAGGAUCAAGUGGACCUAAUUGUUUCCCGCGGGAUGCUGCUGCAUGGGGCUGGGCAUUAACCCUUGAAGCAGUAGGCUCCAUGGCACCCUCUCCUGCUGUCACUUGGGUGGCUCUGUAGCUUUCUUUCAGGGAUGGGCUGGAUUUUUACUGACAGCUUUCUGCUGCCUUGUAGUCAAGUAUGGGAUUUCCUUCCUCCCCCACUGUGGCUUUUUUUGUGAGCUGGGAGCCAGGUGAGACUCUCUUCCCAUUAGCAGGGAGAGAGGAGAGCCUGGUGUGGUGUAUUGCCUCAUACACCUGGUUCUCAUUUCUUGUGGGCGAUAAACUGUACUUGAUUGCUGUGGCUGUGGUCCCAAUGAGUUGUAGGUCAGAACUAGCUUAAGGGUAUACUUGAAUAGCAAAUGAAUCUGGGACUGGAAAACUAAAAAAAAAAAACAACAAACAGAAACAACCCCACCAGAAUAAAAGGCUAAUGUGACAAGAUACAUGAAUUGUUCUUUGCUUUGCAAAGUUUGUUUUCCUCUGGAAGUGUGAGAACAUUGUGUAGGGAUGAAUGUGUUGCACAGUGUUAAUGCAGAGGUAAUGUGAGGGAGCUGUUGUUUAAAAACCAAAAAGGCUUGGCAGCACGUGAGUUCCAGGUAUGGCACAGACAAGUUUCACCUGGUGCUGCACAGAGGCUUUUAUUAAAGCAAAGUGGACCAGUAAGCUGGGCCUAUCUGAGACAGGCAGUGAGGCAGACGCCCCAAGGUGCUCACUCACUGGUGAAUCUGGCCACAAGAAAUGUGUUUGACCUGCUACUGCCUGAGGCUGGCUGCUGUCCUUGGAAUGGAUGUGGUCUCUAUGUGGGAAAUAAGGCCUCUAGCAGAAUGUAGAAGAGGCUCAGGUUUCGGUAUCAUGACUCAUUUUCCCAGGGGUUGACCAAAGAGCAGGGGGCGUGAUGGGGAGCUGUCAUGAGAUGUACUCCUGUUGCUAUUAAGAAAUGGCAGGGAUUGAAAACAUAUAUCACCAGAAAUUUGAAGUUCAGAAAACCUGGACCACCCAUGGUAGCCAAAGCACAUGACAUCUCCCAUGGGUCACUCCUGCAAAUGGGAAUUUUUGAUCUAGUUUGCAAUGAAAUAUUUGAUGUUUUCAAAAUGUAGAAGAUUUCGGGCACCGUCUGGUCUCACUCAGUGUUUACUGCUCACAUAGCUGGCUGUGAGAGGAGACAUAUUGGCAAGGGUGGCCAACUCUGGUAGUGUUGACUCAGGGCAGGAGCUGUGAGGUGAGAGCUGACUAGUUUGAUACAAGCUUUUCAGGUUGGAUGUGUGUAACAUAUCUACAUCUUAACAGGAAGUGGAAGUCAGUGAUAAAAUCACAAAAAACAUACAAAAACCAUUAGCAGAAGAAGAGAUGCUGCCAAAACAUGGUUUUCUGUUGCUUUCCAGUACUCUUGCCUAGAUUGCACCUCUAAGACAAAGUCCCAGGUGGUGCCCUAAUGAAAAGUGGCACACUGGGUAACCCCCUUUGUUGUUCAAAGCACCAGGCCAAGCAAUGUUUCUGUUAAUUUUCCUAUAGGUCUUGAGUGACUUCCAGUGACAACCAGACAAUUCAGUCUGUUGCCACCUUUUCCUUUUGCUCAAGGUGCCCUUGCUGAGCACCUUAGAGCAGUUUCUGCAUUGUCACACUUGUGUGCCUGCAGAAGGCAAUGUUGUGUUCAACAUGCUUGUGCUGCUUUUAUACUUGAGGAUAAAUAAACAUUUCUUCUGCUAACUUAACAGGGCUUGUCUGUCCAGAGGUUCUGUACAAUGCAGCACUAAGUCUGAUCCUUCUUUCUAUUUUUUGUGUCAAAUCUGAUUAGUUUAUUAUGAGCUGUUUCUGAUUUAUGACUGAAGGGGUGAAAUGAAAAUAGGAUCUUGUUGAUGAAGAGGACUCAAGUGAACGUUUGAACAAAUGAGUAAAGGCCAAGGAAAUUAGAGAAGUAAAACCAGGCACUAAUUCUUUAUCUUUGAGCAGUGUUAAACAUAAAAUACACCAAGUAAAUGUGUAUGUAUUUUGCAUUUGUGUGAGUUUUUUAUCUCAGCCUACUCUCUGGAAACUCUUAAGAUUAUUCUCCUACAAGUUUCCAGCUGCAGGUAACUGUGGGACACUUAUGAUGAAGCUGCUCCUUAUUGUGCUGUUGUAUUCUGGAGGAGCAGACUUCUUGCAACAUCUGGCUUUUCUGUUCCUUCCUAGCCCUCCCACUCUAAAACCAGUGCACAUCAAGUCAGGUGGCUUUCAAAAUUAUGAGCUCGUCACUAGAUCCUCUUUUCAUUGUCCUGUUUGGUGCAACUUUUGAGAACAAUAUAAAAUGGAUUUUUGAAGUCUGCAGAUGCUGCAGUACAUAAGCAGUGGGAGAUGUAACUAUCUACAGGUUUGAGAACUGGAGCCAUUGUAAGGUAACAGAUACACUGCUUUAUUUAAGAUGAAAAGUUGUUCUUCCAAUAGAAAUUGGGUUAUGUUCUUGGACUAUUAAAUACACAUUUGAUUCAGAAAUGCACAAAGCACCAUUUGUGCGCCACUUAGUAAAGUUCACGUGGAAAAGCUGAAUCAUCCAAGCCAUCUGAAUGAUGCACACUAUUCAGCAGGCAGCUGGUGAUCUCUCUUCCUGUAGUCGGGGCUUGGGUGGGGGAGGAAAAGGAAGACAGGAGUCUCUGUGGGGGGAGACCUAUUGGUUCAUAUGUGCAAACUUUAUGAUUUUCCUGAGAGAUCUCUAAAUUUGUGGUAAGUUAAAACUAUAUUUAGAGAAUUGAAGAGGCAAUAUAUGUUGCAAUUGUGUUAUAAAGUGUUUUAUUUUAAAGUAAUAAUACUUUACACAUUUUUUAAACAUGCUUGCCUGUUAUAUUUGAAGCAGUGCUUCAUGGGGAAGACAUGGGAGUUGUGCUAGGGCUGGGUAUCGUUCAGACUGGAUGGCUUCUUUGCCUUCUGCUCCCCUCUUGAAAUCAGGAGGUGAACUGUGAGAUUUGGUGCCUCAGUCACCAGCCAAAAAAUGGUAACUCAAUUUAUCUCUCGUGCUACCCCUGUUGUAAACUUCUUAAUACUCAAUUUACGUUUACCUACUGAAGCUCAAUGGUAGUGAAGGGCUGUUUAAUGCUGGAAAAACUCUCAACUAAUGAGCUGGGAGUCUGUCUGAGACAGACAGGUGACAGAGCUUGAGGGGGGAACAAUAGUUUUGCAGACACCCCCACACAUAAUCCCUGCAGCUACAUCUUUAGUUUUCCACAUAUAGGAUGUAUCUAUUUUUCUGUGGGAUAUUUUCUUUAUAUUGACACUGGUGAAGAAGUGGUUUUUUUAUGAUCUAUCCCUUUAUAACAGUCUGUCUUACCUAUUUAGAUUAUAAGAAAAAUUUUUUUGUAGCAAGCCACGUCUUGCAGAUGUAACUUCCUGAGCUGCUGGGUCAGGGACUUAAUUGGCCUCUAUUGUAUUUCAUAGUACAGUUCGAAGAGUCUAAGGAGCAGCAGAAUGGAAAAAGCAAUGCAGAGAGGCUUUACUCAGAUCCUGUUAGCCUGACUUUUCUUUCUCUGUGUUUGUUUUUUUUUUUUUCCCCCUAAAGCUGAAGAGGAACACAACCAACAGCAUUCAAAUCUUCUUUUGAGUCUAUACCAAACUCUGUGAUUGUAUGAGAAAUGAACUGCCUGGGAACUGAUGGCAAAUUACUUGUAUUUCUAACCAACACAGAACAGAGAAAAAAAAAAAGGGUCAGGGCUCUUGUUCUCAGCAGACUCUUCAAGAGAACUUCUCAUUGACACUACUGGGGGGCACUUCCAUUCCUUUUGGUGAGUGUCACUUUAGGACUGGCAGUGCCUGCAAUAACCUGAAGUACAGGUAGUUCUAAUUAGGGGGCAACAGCCCCCUUGCUUAGAAAAAAUUGGCCUUUGAGGAAAUAUUAAAUUAUGUUGCAUAGUCUUAAGAAAAGGUGACUGCAUUGGUGUCUUAAGAACAAACAUUAAAGAUUUAUGUAAGAAAUUUAUAGGACCAGUUUUUAUAGGACAAGAGAUAGUAGGCUUAAAUUACAGCAGAGAGCUUGAAUUUGCUCAAAAAAACUAGUAAAGGAGAGUUAAGCAUUGGUUUAAAAUACUGAAGGGAGCUGUGGAACCUCCAUUAUUUGAUGUCUUUAAGAACAGGUUAGGCUGCCUCUGUCAAGAAUAGCCUGAGUAUAAUUGAUCCUGCUGGGAGGAGCAGACUUAGUGAUCUCUUGAUGUCUUUUACAACCUCAUGAAUUUGCAGAGAUGUGAGUAGGCUGUAUGUAAGUGCAUCCUGGUAGAGUUCAUCAAGAGCUUUCAGGCCCUUCUGAAUAAAAGCCACCAUACAUACUUCACCAUAACUGUAGUGAAGUUUUGAUGUUUAAAGGAGAUUGAAGCAAUCAAAUGAAUGCAUGAAAAGAUUCAGUUCAGUGACACCACACAAGAAGAAAGGACAGGGAGCAGUAACAUACAGAAUUAUUAAUUUUGUGGUUUUGUAGUUAUCUAGAAUAAAAUCAUCAUCUUCAAUUAUGAUUGUCAUUCCUUCAACUGAGGUACUUGCAGGACACUGGAAAAACAUAGCUAUUUAUUUUGAAGAACUAUGGAUUUUUUCCCCUUAGUAAAAGGAAAGUGUUAGGGAUGCCACUACACUUCUGAGUUUUUAAGGGAAAGCACUUUGAUAGAUCUAAAAGAUAGUUUAGCCUUUAAAAAUGAAAACAACAGAUUUAUAAAAUCUGCUCUUUUAUACUGCUUCCUUUGAGAUGAUAGAGUUGAAAGACACAUUCCCACACCCUUGCCAUUUCUAAUAUAAUCCUUAAUUUUUAAAAGGAAAGUAACUUGCGGACAGACAGGUUAGUUCUGUGCUUUUGGAAGUAUCUUGUUUCUGUACAUAAGUUCCCUGUUAAACUGCGAAGCAGAAGAGUACCCACCUUCAUCUUCUUUCAAUCAAUGAGUGUCCCAGGGAUAUGAACUUUGUGGAAAGGCACACAGAGUGAAUUAUACUGAGAGAUUAAUUUCUCACACAGUGGGAUUCGUCAGUGGCCAGAGUCUCCAGAAAGCAGCACCAGCUGCCCUGAAUAUUUUGGCAUUCAAGUCUGUUGAAAGCUCCAAAGAGGAGGAAGUGAAAGAAUGGUGGCAAGUCUCUUGCAAGCAGUUUUGGGGAUGUGGGACUUCAUUUGCACAUGAGUUCGACAGCUCUCUUCA
This is a messenger RNA of Neopelma chrysocephalum (saffron-crested tyrant-manakin), 13077 nucleotides long. It is a transcript of the gene CNKSR3, whose product is annotated as CNKSR family member 3. Bases 9 to 1766 code for a protein of 585 amino acids. Gene Ontology annotation, molecular function: protein binding. Gene Ontology annotation, biological process: regulation of signal transduction. The record is from RefSeq and is a predicted model, not a curated record. Gene Ontology annotation, cellular component: cytoplasm; membrane. Lineage: Eukaryota; Metazoa; Chordata; Aves; Passeriformes; Pipridae. The transcript has 13 exons.